Molecule: messenger RNA, 876 nt
Organism: Anthostomella pinea
Lineage: Eukaryota; Fungi; Ascomycota; Sordariomycetes; Xylariales; Xylariaceae
Source: the annotation of a GenBank genome assembly
AUGGCGUUUGCAUUCGACUCGCGACUUGCUCGUCUGGAGCUCUUCCAGGGUUCAGAGUCUGCACCUCGAGGUGAAGCGAAUGUGAACCUGCAACCGAUCGGCAGUGGACGAUGGUCUUCGGCUACCCCUUCAUGGCAACCACUUGAGCAACCGCAAGCUCUCAUACCUCUCCAGCAGCUCCAUCACGAAUUCAACUACCAGGGACCGGCGAACAACCACCGAUACUCCGGCUACCAAGGAAACCUAUCGCUCUCCGGCAAUCAAUCUGCCAACAUUCAAGAGAGCGAGAGCAUGUCGGUCUACAUUACCAACCUGCCCCUUGACUGCGACGCCCACAUGCUGCUUGCGGCAAUUCGGGGCGUCGGGAAGAUCUUCGCAUGUAACGUCGGCCCUCCGGACACGAACCACUCCACCGCCUGCGCGAAAGUCGUUUUCUUCGAGCGAGCAGAAACCGGCCGCCUACUAGAUAAAGUCAGCCGGGGAGAGUUCCGGGUGGGGAACUACUUGCCACAUGUCACCAUGAACCGCACUCGAGUGCAGGCCGAAGGGCCGAGCAACAGAUCCCGCGUGAUCCUCGUCAGCGGCCCGGCGGAAAUCAUCAACCGCCCGUAUCUCGAGGCCCUCUUCCAACGCCAUUGUUACUACAACAUGGACGAGGUUUUAAACGUUAUGGAAGGCGCCGGGGGCCUUCCAGCCUUUCUAGAAUUCCGCUUCUCUUCCUGGCGUGCUCAGGCCUCAAAGGCCUUCGAGGUGUGCGAGAAAGCUCGCCAGGGCAUUGCCAAGUUCACUGCUGGGAUGAGCGAUGAGGAGAAGACGCUGUGGCGUUCGGCCCGUGUCCGCUGGGGCCAGGACCCCUGCGCUGGCGAAGGAUCCUGA